AUGCGUUUCUCUCUGCUCGUUGGUACGCUCUGCGCACCAUCUGCUCUUGCCUUCCCGUGGAUGACCCCAGAGGGUAUGGAGGCUCUCCUCAACCACCCCGAGGCUCGCCAGGAGAUCGACCGUCGGCUUACGGGAUUCCGCUCCGGUGAGACGGAAAAGCGUCAACUUGGCACAGGCCUUGUGAGCGGCGUCACAUCUCUUCUGGGCGGCACCCUCGAGGCCGUGGUGGACAACGUCCUUGGUCUCAUCCCCACAAACGCAGCAGUUGAGGGCUUGCAGAAGUUCCCCGAGAAGGACUAUCCUUUCAAGGCACCUGGCGCUACUGAUCAGCGUGGUCCUUGCCCUGGCUUGAACACUCUUGCCAACCAUGGUUAUAUCCCUCGUACUGGUAUUGCUACCAUCGGCCAGAUCAAUGCUGCUACGGCCAAGGUUUUCAACAUGGGAGCCGAUCUAUCCUCCCUGCUCGCUACCGGUGGUGCCCUUGACGGUGGCGAUAUCCUCUCUCAGAAGAUGAGCAUUGGCGGCCCAGAUGACCGUGUUGGUCUCCUCAACGGUGCGCUCAACGGCAUCUUCGGCACUCCAUCUGGAAUUUCUGGCCAUGGUAAAUUCAACGAAGGCGAUGCGUCCGCCACCCGCGAAGACUUCUACCUAAAUGGUGAUAACAUCUCAUUCAAGCCUGAGCUGUUCAAGCAAUUGCACCAGCAAGCUCUUGCGAGGGGCAACGGUACCUAUAGCGUCGACGCCAUUAAAGAACACUUUAAGAACCGUUAUACGGCAUCCAAGGCCGCGAACAGCCAGUUCUACUUCAACCUCCCCAGCGCAGCCGUUGUUAUGGGAGCGUACUACUUUAUUCCCGGCUUCUUCUCCAACGGUACCAUUGGCGCUGGUGGUGUUGCCAACGAGGCAUCCAUCACCUCUUUCUACGGCGCCAAGCCCACCCGCAAGAACGCCUGGUCGGACCCUGAUCUCACCUACACCCACGUUCCCGAGCGCAUUCCUGACAACUGGUACCGUCGCUCCACGCCCAUGACCGUGCUUGAGGCCGUCGGUGGGAUCCUCGACGUCUACCUGUACGCGCUCCCUGCCCUCGGCGGUUCCGGUGCCGACCAAAGCUGGGUCAUCGGACCUCUCGACGUGCCCAACAACCCGCAGGCCCUGUCAUGCUUCCUUUACAACGCCGUUUACGCCAACUUCCCGGCUGAGCUGUUCAACUCCGUCGUCCUCCUCGAGUCCGUGGUCAACGCCGUGUCUGGACUCCUCGUCCCCGGCUACAAGGCAUUGGGCUGCACCGUCAACUUCCCCGACACUAAGGGGUCGUUGGCUACGCAGUAUGAGGCUUGGGCUGAGACCUAUGUCGGUAAGGCCAAGACACAGGCUGUCGGCAGUGGUUGGUACGAUAAAACGGCCUGA
This is a messenger RNA of Truncatella angustata, 1410 nucleotides long. RefSeq lists its product as uncharacterized. Gene Ontology annotation, molecular function: peroxidase activity. Lineage: Eukaryota; Fungi; Ascomycota; Sordariomycetes; Amphisphaeriales; Sporocadaceae. The transcript is spliced from 4 exons. The record is from RefSeq and is a predicted model, not a curated record. Bases 1 to 1410 code for a protein of 469 amino acids.